AUGGCGAUGGACGGAAUGAUGUCCACGUCCUCGGGUCUAUCUUAUCACAAUGCCGGGGACUUUUACCCGAGAAAGUUCGGCCCGAAGCCGGACGUGGUGCCGUCCGGGGUGACGGAGAGGAAGGUGGGGCCGCUGGAUAAACCGGACAUGGUGUCGGUGGAUGUCCUCAACAUCAAGGAUUCAGACGUCCCGAUGCACAGGAAGAAGCACGAGCACGACACCUACGUCCUGGGGACUAUUCACCCGUUCAGGAAGACGCACAGAUCCAUCUUUGGGAAGCUUCUGCAGGAGUUCAGGCUGGUGUCCUCAGACAGACGAUCGUGGAGGAUCCUGCUGUUCGGGGUGCUCAACCUGCUGUGCACCGGCUGUCUGCUGAUGUGGUGCAGCUCCACCAACAGCAUGGCUUUAACUGCCUACACGUACCUCACCAUCUUUGACCUCUUCAGUUUGAUCACCUGUCUCAUCAGCUCCUGGGUGACCAUGAAGAAACCCAGCCAGGUCUACUCGUUUGGGUUUGAAAGACUGGAAGUUUUGGCAGUUUUUGCCUCCACUGUUCUCGUCCAGCUGGGAGCUUUGUUCAUCCUGAAGGAAAGUGUGGAGCGCUUCAUGGAGCAGCCUGAGGUCCAUACCGGGCGUCUGCUGGUCGGGACCUUCGUCGCUCUCUUCUUCAACCUGCUGACUUUACUGUCGGUCAGGAACAAACCAUUCGCCUACGUCUCAGAAGCGGCUAGCAGCAGUUGGCUUCAGGAGCAUGUGGCAGAUUUAAGUCGAAGUUUGUGUGGCAUCGUUCCAGGCCUGAGCAGCGUGCUGCUGCCUCGCAUGAACCCCUUUGUCCUGAUCAACAUGGCGGGAGCUCUGUCCCUGUGCAUCACCUACAUGCUCAUCGAAAUCAACAACUUCAACGCGGUGGACACGGCGUCUGCGGUCGCCAUCGCCCUCAUGACCUUCGGCACCAUGUAUCCCAUGAGCGUGUACAGCGGCAAAGUGCUGCUGCAGACCACGCCCUCCCACAUCAUCGGGCAGCUGGACAAGCUUCUGAGAGAGGUGUCGACUCUGGACGGGGUGCUGGAGGUCCGAAACGAGCACUUCUGGACUGUUGGCUUUGGAUGUCUGGCUGGCUCCGCCCACGUCCGGAUCCGCCGCGACGCCAACGAGCAGCUGGUUCUGGCUCACGUCACCAACCGGCUGCUGCCGCUCGUCUCCACGCUGACCGUGCAGAUCUUCAAAGACGACUGGUCCCGGCCCCUCCUCACCGGGGCCCUCUCCUCCUCCUCGUCCUCCUCGCCCGCUGCCUCCCCGCUGGGUGCUGCCGAUGGCUACGCCGCCCUCGCCUCAUCGCUGCCUCCUCUGCUCUUGUCCCCGGGAGGAGACUUCGACCCGCUGACCUCCACCCCCUCCAAACCCACCAGCCCCCCUCCGGAGUUUUCCUUCGACACUCCGGGGAGGAACGUGCAGCCGAUGGUCCUCGCCGCUUUGGGACACCACACCCACAGGCCGUACGGAGGCCUGGGACUCUCCUACGGGUCGACCCCCUACACAGGGAUGCUGAAUCAGGGCCUGGCGCGGCCUGGUGGCGGGAUGGGACUGGGCACACAGGGUCUGGGGGUCGGGCUCGGACUGGGCGUGGGCAGUGGCGGCGGGCCGUCCUCUCAGAGCUACAGAACUGCGUUUGGCGGGUCGACGGCGCCGCUGCGCUUCGGAAACCCUCUGGCUUCACAGUCGCAGUACCGACAGUACCGGCCGUGACCGCUCCGGCGUGUUCAGGACUUUCGGGUACUCGAAAUUCAUUUGUGACGGUCGGCUCCUCGGGAACGUCGAGUCAGGCAGCGGCGUCACAGCAUCGACAACGGCGCCAGUUUCUGGUGUUAGAUGUCGAUGACUUCAGAGGAGCGAUGGUGGUGAUGUAUUUAUUGUCCGGACAAGGAGACCACCGCGUAUCUUUGAGUGCUUUCUUUGUUAUGGGACUGAUCGUGAGGUUUGGCGGUUAGAAAGUGGCGUGCUCGUACUUUGUAAGCUUUUUUUUCCUGCAAACAUUCCUUAAAAAAAUAAAAGUCUUUGAGUCUGAAA
This is a messenger RNA of Maylandia zebra (zebra mbuna), 2067 nucleotides long. RefSeq names its product solute carrier family 30 member 6 (gene slc30a6). The record is from RefSeq and is a predicted model, not a curated record. Gene Ontology annotation, biological process: transmembrane transport; zinc ion transport. Lineage: Eukaryota; Metazoa; Chordata; Actinopteri; Cichliformes; Cichlidae. Gene Ontology annotation, molecular function: monoatomic cation transmembrane transporter activity. Gene Ontology annotation, cellular component: membrane; Golgi apparatus.